Messenger RNA from Sorex fumeus (smoky shrew), 873 nucleotides. It is a transcript of the gene HAPSTR2, whose product is annotated as HUWE1 associated protein modifying stress responses 2. The record is from RefSeq and is a predicted model, not a curated record. NCBI's taxonomy places the organism in Eukaryota, Metazoa, Chordata, Mammalia, Eulipotyphla, Soricidae. The transcript has a single exon. The coding region runs from base 1 to 873 and encodes 290 amino acids.
AUGGAGGAGGCGCCAGCCGACGCCGAGGAGGCCGACGCCGAUGCCGAUGCCGACGCCGACGCCGACGCCGACGCCGACGUGGCCGAGCCGUGGCUGAGCAAGUGGGAGCGCCAGUGCCUGGCCGAGGCCGAGCAGGGGGAGCCGGCGGAGGCGGGCGCGGCCGACGGGUCCGGGCUGCAGGGCGAGCGACAGCAGCUGUGGCAGCUCUUCCAGCUCUCGGCCAUCGCCGUGGCCCAGCUCUACAAGGAUGCCCAGGCGGGGCCGUCGGCGUGGGAUCCCUUCCAGCACGCGGCCAUGGCCGUGACCAGCCUGUACCAGGAGAGCGGCGCCGCCCACCGGCGAAGUUUCGAGAUGGGCGUGCAGGUGGGCCGCCGGCGCCGCAGUCGCGACCUGCUCGACUGGGCCCGGAAGGGUCGCAGCAUCAUCCCCCGCGAAGAUCUCAUCGGCUUCCUGUGCGGCAAGACCCCCCCGACGCCGUCGACGGCGUCCAGCGCCCCCGGCUCGGCCCAGCCCGGCAAGGCCCCCAGCGCCGCCGCCGCCGCCGCCGCCGUCGAGACCCCCGGCCCGAUGCCCGGCUGCAGUGGCGGCGACGCCGACCUGCGGCCCUUCCACGACGCCAUCGCCGUGCACGGCCUCAGCGGGGCCAUGGAGAGCAUCAGCGUGGGCACCGGUGACCCCCGGGGUACCGAGCUUCCCCCGAGGAGCCCCCCGACGGAGGAGGCGGCACCAGCGGCGGCGGCAGCGGCGGCUAGCGACGCCUUUGGAGAAGUGGCCCCAGGCCCGGACAGUGUGGGGACCCGCAAGCGCCCGUCAGCCAGUUGCGGCGAGGGCGUCUCGGACUCCCCGACGCACAAGCGCCACCGACUGCUUUAA